Molecule: messenger RNA, 2250 nt
Organism: Pseudocercospora fijiensis CIRAD86
Lineage: Eukaryota; Fungi; Ascomycota; Dothideomycetes; Mycosphaerellales; Mycosphaerellaceae
Exons: 3
Coding region: 264-1934 (556 amino acids)
Biological process (GO): ubiquitin-dependent protein catabolic process
Cellular component (GO): cytoplasm
Molecular function (GO): ubiquitin protein ligase activity
Source: RefSeq, a predicted model, not a curated record
AACGGCCCUGCGACGAGUGUGUCGCCCGCAGCGCAGCGCAGCGCAGCGCUGCAUCUCCCUGGCCUCCCACCGUCCCCCGUCCCCCGUCCACCGUCCACCGUCCACCGCAAGGCAGCUGCAUCCGCGCAUGACGACUGCCAUGCGUCAGCGUCAUCACCACCAUCCUCCGACCUCGUCUUGAAACCCCCAGCAGCAGCGCGAGAGACCGCCCGAACAUCGCAUUUGCUUCCGCACUGCUUUUCUUGCCUUGGGCCACUAACGCCAUGACCGCUCAGUCACUGCAAGUCGUCACCCUCUGCAUACCCAACCCAGAAUGGCAGGGCUUCGGCACCGACGAUCAGACAACUCGCGUCAAUGCUUCGCUAUCCUUCAACUACCUCACCUCCUUCAACAUUCGCACCCUCUCCACCCAAAGCGCGAGCAACGGCAACGAUGUCACCGGCCUGAUGUAUGUGCCCGACCUGCCGCGCGACAGUGCUUGCGUGAAUGCGAGCAGCCCAUACGUCCCGCAAAAUGUCACCAGGCAGGCCAAUUUGCCCAACACAGAUUACGAUCUGAUCGCCAUGGUGCCGUGGCUGACACCACAAUGCUCGCUGGAAUACAUGGAGGCAGCCCGACGCGAUCCCGUUCGCGGCAUGGUCUUCUUCACACCCGCCAACCACACGGGCACGCCUCCCGAUGAGAAAGACCCCAUGUGGGACAUCCCCAAUGCUGGAAGCUGGAAGCAGAAGAAUGGCUUCCCCGUGUAUGCCAUCAAUGGCGCCAGCGGCGAAAUCCUGUUGAACGCAAGUGCCCAAUACAGUGGCAACAUGACUGACGUACCCUAUGGCCACCAGCUCACCGAGUUCUACGACGCUCGUGACUACGUUCGCUUGUACAUGGAUAUCGAUACCGGGAAUGGCACUUCGCUCCCAUCACUAUGGGUCUUCCUCCUUGUGGUACUCGGCAUUUUGCUAUUUAUCAUCGGCGCGACGAGUCUUACCAUGCACUGGCUGCAGCGUCGUAGACGACAGUCCCUGCGUCGGCGCGUCAUGAGCGGCGAAGUCGACCUGGAAGCACUUGGCAUCAAAAGACUUACAGUGCCUCAGGACCUCCUCAGUGAAAUGCCACUUUACACCUACGGAACUGGUGCUGCCGUGGCCGAAGUCUCAAAAUCUGGAAACUCCAACAAACAGGCAAUGCUGGACGCCGAGAAGCUUGACGGUACAACUCACAGUGAAUCGGUCAACUCGUCGAUGAACUCUAUCGGCCGGCCUACCCCUGCCCGCACUGCAAGUUACCGCCCGACACCAUUGUCCCAACCGACUUGCGCGAUUUGCCUCGACGACUUUGUAGCCGGUAGCGCUGAACAGCAAGGCACCGUCGUGCGCGAGCUUCCUUGCCACCAUAUCUUUCACCCAGAGUGUGUCGACACUUUCUUGCGAGAUAGCAGCAGUCUAUGCCCGAUGUGCAAAAAGACUGCUUUACCCAAAGGCUACUGUCCUCGAGUCAUCACGAAUGCGAUGGUUAGGAGGGAGCGCAUGAUCAGACAAGUUCGAGAACGUGUCACUUUGGAUCCCGACACUGUCGAGGAUGAUGUCGAUCCGACAUCUUUUGGCCAGCGUGUUCGGAGAAUGCCAGGAAUUCGACACUAUCGACAAAGCCGGAUGAACAGCAUGACGCCCGCAACCAAUAGCCAGCAAAUGACCCAAUUUGGACCGGCCCCAGCAACAGCGAACAGCGGGAUACCUCUGCAACGCCCGGACGCUUCGACUGCAGAGAUACAGCCUGUGCAACAGGUACAGCCACCAGCCAGUGCCAGUCAUCGCAAUUGGGCGCAGAGGCGGGCAGAGAAUAUGCUUGGACGCCGGGCGCCUGAAGAUCCAGAGGCGGAAGAAGCACAGCGGUCUUCGGCGUGGCGAAAAGCUCUCCAUGGACUUUUCCCGCGAAGAUGAUGAUCUUGGACUUCAUAUCUCGAAGGCUCAGAGAUGGUUUCGGUCAUUGCUAUUUCAUUCAUUUAUGAUACCCCACAUUGAAUUGUAUAUUUGUACAUAAAAACUGCGCAUUCGAGCGAGGCGUCUGGUUGGUUGUAUUUACGGCAUUGCGGCAAGGUUGGUUCUGAGGGAGGAUGAACCGUGAAGCCAUUUCAUGAGACACGAUGACACCAAAGGGCAGGCAGACAACAGCUUCGAAGCAAAUAUUUUUACUAGCGAGAGGAAAGCAAGCAUUCAUUUGUGCUGCCGGUUUCAGAAUCCGGCGAUACGCGCCUUC